Molecule: messenger RNA, 339 nt
Organism: Dovyalis caffra
Lineage: Eukaryota; Viridiplantae; Streptophyta; Magnoliopsida; Malpighiales; Salicaceae
Source: the annotation of a GenBank genome assembly
AUGGCUAUAAAUAGGCUUGGGCCAUUCAUUUGUUUUGAGAGAGUGACAGAGGAAAAAGACACCGCAGAGGGUGAGAGAAAAGAGGGAAGAGUGAAAGAAAAAUACAAGGAGAUGUCGAGAAAAAUAGGGAAGUUUUUUAGUGUGAGUUGCUCAUCUUGUGAGCCUCAAUUGGAUGGCGAUCUUAAUGAUGGACGAUCAAGUGGACAAUGUGAUCAAAUUCAUCGAAAAGUCGAUGAAAACACCGAUCUUGUUGCGACAAGUGCUAGAGACAAAAUUAAUAAAAUGUUAUCCACAGGGGCAGAAAAGGAACAAAGACUGACGGCGGCGCAGGUCCGUUAG